CUCCUGUGCUUGGAUGGUAUCGGAGGGCGGGCGGCGCGAAGAGCCGAAAUUGAAAGAUGCGCAGUCGCGGGGCGAGGGGGAGGAGUGGACGCAAACGGAGUCGCGGCUCGCAGCUAGCGAGCAGAGUGCACUGCCGCAGCCUCACGCAAGCCAAACAAAACUUUAGUUAGUAACCUACUUCCGUACGAGCGCCGUGAGCGCGAUACCCGCUCCGCUCGCGCCGCUCCGCUACUAGCUUUAGUACAGUGACGGUUUCAGUGUAACGUAUAUACUUGGUUAAUGAACUCUUUGGUUACGAUUUGGUUUAAUGGACACACAUGUGACCCGUGGACAAGAUUUUUUUGCCAAAAUGUUUUACGGAAGUGCGCCGGCCGAAUGCUGAACCCAGUGCUUAUUGAGAAACUAUGCUGAGAGUUGGUGUGUCCAAAAAUUUUCGCAGGCGUAAAUUAAAAAGGUGAUCGGUGUAUUCAGAGCUAGUUCGAGGGAUGCUCGCGGAGCCCUAGCUGCGCAAGCUGGGGCCCGACGAGGCGCGCGCCGCCUCCGCGCACACGCACCGACUGCACAACAUGACUUCCACAAUGGGAAUAAUGACACUCAGCCGCGGCCCGUGUGACCUUGACAACAUGAGUCUCUUCCAAGACCUAAAACUAAAGAGGCGUAAAGUUGACUCCCGAUGUAGUAGCGAUGGCGAGUCGGCUGCCGACACCAGCACGUCAUCUCCGGACCCGGGCCCGCCCUCGCCGCGCAUGGCCGACGCCGGCUGCAGCACGCCGCCGCACCCGCCGCCCAUGUUCGACGACGGCAGCUCACCCACGCUCACCCCGGCCUGCCACCCCACCGUCAUUCGCUCAGCCCCACCAUACUCCGUCAUCAAGUUCGAAGGAGCCGCCAGCUCCAACAAGUGUGACAAUUCGCAUGCCAUUAAACACGUGGUCACGUCGCCCACGCAACACUCCUCCGUGAAGCUGGAGGGCCCGCCGCCGGAGCCACCGCUCCCGUACAGGCCGCGAGCGCUCGCGCCGCCGCCCGGCGUGCACUCUCCUCUCGCGCCGGGGCCCUGGCCGCCAGCGGCUUGCAUCAACGGCGUCAAGCCCGAACUUAUCGGCGGACACUUUCCGCCACAACCGCAGGAACCCAAGACAGGUGCGCGAGGGCCUGCGCAAUGGAGAGGGGCGCCCGCCGUUAUUAUGGGUGAAUCCGGGGGCGUACGCACAAUGUUCUGGACGCUACCGGCGCCCACUCCCGGGGGUGAGGCAUCUGCGACACCGAGCGGGUCACACACGCCAACACCGCCGGCUCCCGACCCCUCUACAUGCAGCGAGGAAUCUGCAGCUAGGCUGCUUUUGAACCUUGGUGGCGAGUUAAGGCGACAGCGCGGCCCGCCAUUGAACAUGGAACUGUUAUGGGCAGGAGACGUAUCACAGCUGCCAGCUCACCAACAGCUACACGCUCUGAACCUGAGUGCGGCGGCAGGCAACACGGCCGGAGCUUCAGGCGCGCCAGCCCCAAGCCCACACUCUAUGCCUCGUCCGGAACUACGCGCCUACGCGCCUGAAGCUGAACGCGAAGAAGAUGAACAGCCCAUGAUCUGCAUGAUAUGCGAAGACAAAGCAACAGGUUUACAUUACGGAAUUAUCACCUGUGAGGGAUGCAAAGGCUUCUUCAAGAGAACUGUACAGAAUAGACGCGUGUACACAUGCGUCGCUGAUGGAGGCUGUGAAAUCACAAAAGCGCAAAGAAAUCGAUGUCAAUACUGUCGUUUCAAGAAAUGUAUCGAACAAGGCAUGGUUUUACAAGCUGUGAGAGAAGACCGCAUGCCGGGAGGCCGAAAUAGCGGCGCAGUGUACAAUUUGUACAAAGUAAAAUAUAAGAAGCACAAAAAGGCAAAUAAAGCAGCGACAACAACAAGCCGGGCGUCGCCACCAGAAAAGCCUAAAGAGCCAAUGCCACCUCUCCCGCCACAUCUGGUCAACGGCACUAUUCUUAAGACUGCUCUCACCAAUCCUAGCGAGAUGUGUUGCGUUCAGGUUGUCCACCUAAGGGCUCGAUUAGAGAGCGCAGUAUCAUCCUCACGGGACCGCGCGGUGCCGCUGGAAAGGGCGCUGCACAUGAUCCGCGCCCUCAUCGACUGCGAUGCCAUGGAGGACAUCGCCACCGUGCGCCACCUGCCCGACCUCCUGCACGACACCUCAGAAAUAGGCGACAAGCUCUGCAAAAUUGGGGACUCCAUCGUACACAAGAUGGUCGCGUGGACGAAGAAACUCCCGUUUAUAAUGGAGAUUCCGAUGGAAAUACACUCCAAGCUGCUAAUGGAAAAGUGGCACGAGAUCUCUGUGCUGACGACGGCGGCGUUCCAGGCGAUGCACGGGAAGCACGCGCACGCGCCGCCCUCCUCGGAUCACGAGCACGACUUCAUACAAGAGGUGAACGCAAACCUGCGGACGCUACAGAACUGCCUGACCUCGCUGAUGGGGCGCCCUAUCACCUUGGAGCAGCUGCGACUGGACGUGGGGCUGGUGGUGGAGAAGAUGACCCAGAUCACCUGCGUCUUCCGCCGCAUACAACUCCGGAUGGAAGAGUACGUCUGCCUCAAAGUCUACAUAUUGUUGAACCAAGAAGUGGAAUUGGAAGGCAUUCAGGAGCGAUACGUGCAGGUUUUACGCAGCUAUCUGGAGCACGCAGCUCCCCACCAUCCCGGCAGAAUGCAGGAACUUUUUGCCAGGAUACCUGAGAUCCAAGCAGCGGCGAACCUCCUACUCGAGAGCAAGAUGUUCUAUGUGCCGUUUGUGUUAAACUCGGCAGAGAUCAGAUAGUACGUGUAGUCGCGCCGCGCGUCUUAUGUCACCACCUGUGUUCACUGCCCCGGCACAAGAGCUCGUACAAAUGUUCCUAGUCGCCCGCCAAGGGGCCCGGCCGCUCGGCUCGGCUCGGGGCCGCGGCCCGCCGCCAAGCCUCCGGCACGGGCAGCCCUCACCGCGCGAUAGUGAAUUCCCUGCGAGCACGGCUACAUUACAUACUCGCACCCACGAGUCCAUGUGUGUAACGAUGUUUAUUUUAGUUAGAGGAAUUAAAACGUCCCAAUUGACAGACUGAUUUUUAUUAAUAGUUCUUAUGUGAUAAGCGCCAGGGACUCGAAUGCGUGUUUUAUACCUACGUGGUAGUGUAUACUAAUUAGUGUAAAUUAGUUUAAUGUUAGUUAAUAUUUAAAACUGACAGACGGAUCGCAUAAUAUAUUACUUCUGUAAAUAUAGAGUAUUUUAUAGCAUAGGUAGAUUGUUAAGAUGUUGUUUUAGAUAGAUUUGUUUCUUGUACAUGGAAUAUUUCUGUUUUAAUUUGCAUUUUAUAUUGUGUAGGGGUACCUAACCACUUAACCAGUGUAAUGUAAAAAUGAGAAUUUUAUCUGUCUAAGACUUGUUGGUAAGUAAUGUUAUGUAAGUAGACUGUAAGUACGUACUCUCAGUGUUUACCAAGACUGCUUGUAUACAACUGUACUGUUUAUACACUAACAAACAUAAUGUUCUAUAGUCACAACUUAUGCAUUUUUAUUGCCAAUAUUUCGCAUCUAUAGACACGUUUCGUGCAUUAUAAUUUUAUCUAAUGUUUUCUCUUGUCCCUAUUCUGACUUAACUAAUUAAUUUAAGUGUCCGGUGUACAUUGUAGACGGUGUUUUAUUGUACUUGCUUAUUGCAUUUCUCUAAACGAAGUUAACUUCCCGUGUACCUAUUAUACAGGUGCUUUACACCUUCGUUUGUUACUGUGCUUAGACAAAUUCGAGCUCAAUUUCCAGUCACUAAUUGCGAUAAAUAAGUAUGAAGGUAAUAUACAUCAGCAUCAAAUAUCUCACUCGAGAUAUCCAUCCCACCCUAUGUUCGAAUUUACUUAUGCACUUAUACGUAAAUAUAUCGGUCUACUAAAUUGGUAGGUAGAUAUAGUUUCUUUAUGUCACUGAACCUAAAAUCACAGGAUAUACUUAGAAAAAAAUCAUUCCUUCAUAGUCAUUUAUUAGCAACGUAUAGAACUCUCAAUGCAAUGGUUCAUUCCCCGCAAAACUUUCUCAUCAUGGUCAUCUUCCGUUCAACUUCCUUUCCGACAACAUUGCCUCAUAGAACUUCCAUAUUUAUCCCGUACUCGUACAUUAUGUAUAUGUAUAAUAAAUAGGUAAAUGAAACUUAAUUGUAUAACAUUAAUAAUACUACUUUAAAUAAAUAGAAACAAAGAGACUUUCUUACCUUAACACUGUCAGUAUAUCACUGCCUUUCGUUUUUAAAACAUAUUUGCCGUUAUUGCUAUACAUAAGUCUCAGAUUUCUCGUUAAUGUUUUAGUAUAAUGGACGUUCCAGCAACGGUGAACAGUUACCAAUAGCUUUAGGAAGGCGACGUACGCCGAUUAUCUUAAGUAAUUACAACCAAAAAGUUCGUUAUAGGGACUUACAUAGAUUCUAGUUUAAAACGGUUAAGCGUUGUACCACACAUUAAUCGAUGUCUUGGCGAGCGUGUAGCAACUCUGUUACAAGAACGGCUUUCUAUAACGCUCUUAAUCUUAGUACAAGAACGAAUUUUUUGGCAAAAUAUUGCCGCUUUUGAAAAGGCAUCUCGUACCGUUCUACACAUACUUAAUAAGCCACGACAUAGUUAUUCCACGUAUAGCUUACGAUCUCGUCCCGGCAAUGAAGGCGGUAACUCAUAUCCAAUAAACACUUAUAAUUUGGAUUAUAAUUUUCUUCUAGGCCACUCUUGGGCCCUAGCUUAAGAGUAAUCCCAUCUCUAGCACUCCAACCUUUAGCUUGAACAUAUGGCAUUCGAUUCUUUCAAUGUUUUUGGACGAAAGUUUUGUGUUCAGAAUGAUAGAGGCAGCUUAGCAGAAAUGUGUGUUUCGGCUUAGACUUCAGUUGGCAAAAGUGGAAGUCUAUUCAUAUUACUAGAAGUUCAGCCGUGUUAACUAAAUCGAGCGACACACGACCGUUCCUCGUCAUGUUACCAUUAGAUAAGUGUUAGGUAUUAACGUGUUUUAUAUGUGUAUAAAUUUAAAAUUAGUGAAUACAACCAGUUACAAUACUGCCAUUAAAUGCCUAAAUAUAUAAUUACCUAGUUUCAAAAUAAUUUUGUUAUAGGUAACUAAUGUGUAUAUGAUUUAACUUAGUAAAACGGCGUUCGUGAAAUUAUAAGUUAAAUGUGAUAAUUAAACAGUGAUAGAGUAAAUAUUCGGGGUAAAGGGCGCCCCGUGCUCGAGCGGCAAAUCGUGGGGCACGCUAAGGCAACUACUUACCACCUAGGUCUACUGCUAACUCCGUAAUUAGAAAUUAGUCUAAUAUCAAUGUUUAGCUCUUGCAAUGUGCGAGUGACAAAAAGACAGAGAUACGAGUACCUAUUUCUAUUUCCGGAAGUUCGCGUUUAUAGCCCUCUAACUGAGCGGGUAUCUGCGGCCGGCUUUGCACACUUACGUCAGAAGGACUUUGAUAUCCGCACAUGUGUAGCUUGCUUUAGGGCCCUCAGUCCCGCCGUGGCGUAUCCUCGCCUGUAGGUACUUCAUGUCAAAUAUUCUCCUUAAUUGGGUAACUAUAUUUAUUUAUCUUAAUUGUAAAUUAGUUUUAUAAAACACCAUCUUAACGACGGUGUAACUCUAAAGUCUGAGGUAAAGAUGCCUUUAUAGAUUACAUGUUACGAGGAAAUCAUAAAAAAAACUAAUCACGAAUCGUGCGUCAUUCUACUAACUUGUAAAUGAUUAUAUGUAUGUAGAUAAUAUGGCACUUAUUUUGUUAGUAUCGUAGCGUAUAUUGUUAUUAAGGUGAAACUAACGGCGUUGUAUGAAAUGGAGAUUAGGACGGUAAGGAUGUUAUUGGCGUUGUACAAAGGAUAGUAUUGAUAGAAAUUAACGAUAAAAUUGGCGCAUUACUGGCGAGUACCUAAUUAGAAUAGUACACGAAGAGCCCCCUGAGGCUAACAUUUCUUGUGUAAAUAUAUACUAUUUUGACAUAAGACGGCCACAUGCUUUUCGAUGCUGUCCUGAUUAUUUGCUGGACUCUGUAAUAAGACUUAAUCGCCUAUUUCUUCUUUCAAACUCGUCUUCUUUUUUCAAAGCAAUCCAGGAUAUUAGAUUCAAAAAUAUAAUGAAAGUAAUGGAACGUAGAAUUUGCUCCUGGUUGGUGAUUUGAUUGCGUUUGAGUAAUUUGCAUCCGUACCAGUCGGCUCUUGAAUUAAAACUAAGUUCACUCCUGACCACAGACUAAUUAUGCGUUGUGGAAUGGAGUCGAUUUUAGAGGCUGCUGGAAGUUACGGUCAUAACGCCGCGCAGUUCGCGCCUGCCCGCGGCCCCGCGCUGGGGCGGCCGCCGUCCGUCCGAUGCGCUCACAAUCAAUUAUUAAUAGUUAAUCUAUGGUACAGUAAUGUAUUGUAAAGUACUUUAAGGCUGAGAUGUAAUGUGCGGUGAUGGCAUGACGCGAACGAGUGCCGCCGUAUUGUAAAGUACUUUAAGGCUGAGAUAUAAUGUGCGGUGGUGGCGUGACGCGACCGAGCGCCGCCGAGGGCGCGGGCGCCAACGGGUGGACCUAGUUAAUAUCGCGGAAAUAUUUUGACUGAUAUAAUAAUUUAAACGUAAUAAUGUUAAUAUAUUUAUAAGAAUGUAACAAAAAACUUAAUGCAUUUCACACUUUCUUUACAGUCCAUAAGAAAAAUUACAUGUAAGAUAUUGUGACGAAAUAUUUUCACAUUGAUAGUGUAAGGUUUGUUGUGUAAAAUAGCGUUUCGUGUAUUUCGGGUAAAAGAAGGGUUGAAAUUGUGUACAUUAGACAUUGUAUUAAAUAGUACUGAAAAAUGGUGUGUAAAUCAGUAACAGAAUAUAUAUAUUUGGAAACGUUGAAGAGUGAUUGUUGUACAUAUACAAUAUACAUAUAUAAAACUACAUGUCACUGAUGAAUAUUUGAAAUAAGUACAUACACAUUCAUAGACAUCUGUUCUAAAUGUUUUAUUCAGAUAACAAUAGGUAAUCGUGUUCUGUUAUGGUUAAGUGUCUAAAUAAAAACUAUAAACAAACACGUUUCGCUUGUCUGGUUCAUUCUACGAUUUUGUAUCUAUGUUUCCUCACUUUUCUGAAUCGAAGUAUUUUAGAGAUAUAAUAUGGUAUACAAGUAUGUUUAUCUGUACACGUGUCACGGUUCGCCCAUGGGGCCGCAGCGCAGUGGUCGCUCGGGCACGGCGGGCGGCAGUCCGCGACUCUAUCAGGCUUUUAGCCGCCUUGCCCGAGCAGGAGCUAUAUGCUGUUCUUUAUACAAUUUUAUAGUUGAUUGUGAACGGGUGUGCUGUUGUACUAUACUCUCGUAUUUAUUUGGGCUCGCUCAAUUUCAAGACUUAUCGCUUUCAGAACUAGCAUAUUAUACAUUGUUCGCUUUAAUUUAAGUAUUAUCAAUACGAUAGGGUUCUGUACUUGUAGUUGUCACUUAGUUGCUGAUCGCUCUCGUUCUCGUUGGUUCCGGCCGGGCCGGGCUGGCCACGGACUUCAAUAGACACAAAUCUGACGCUGCAAUGGAAUUUACAAGGAAAUUCUUAUUCUUUAAGAAUAUAAUAGAAUAAUUCAUUUAUUCAUGGCAAACUACAUUUCAUACAAACGUAUUACAAAAAAAGUAUAUUUAAAACAAAAAGUAUAUAAUUUACCAAGAAAUUGUCCCGCCUCAGCAUAAUGCUAACCCUUAAGUCAGCGCUGGUCUUCCGGCGAAACCAUUUGAUUUGUGGGCCACGAACGCAACCGGACCUACAACACGGCCUUAUCUAUCACCGAACGCGUCCACUUUGCGCUUUCUAUUCAGACUAACUUCAUAUAAAUAGCUACAGUGGACCAAAAAAGUCAACUCAAUUCUAAACUGAAAUAGUAAUUAUAAUGUAUAGUAGUAGUGUGACUACUUAUACUUAAAAAAAACAUCAAGAAAUAUUUCAUAUGAAAACCAUUUGAUUUGUUCCCUAGUUGAACUCAAUUCGUUUCGAUAUCUGGCUAUACUAUGCGUCAUAGUUUCAGUUGCAUAUCAAUUCUAUAAAAAAAGGAAACGUUAAAACUGUAGGUAUCGUAAGUAUUGACAGAUGGUUGCGAUGGUGCUAUAGUUGUCAUCGAAAUAUCUCAGUGCAGGGUUUAAUUCCUAAUAAAACAAAUGUGACAUUUUCAACCAAAAGGUACCACAUUGUCGCUUGUCAAUAAGGUUGAUUUCAAAUUGGAGCUAUAUGGAAAUAGCGCCUUAUGAUUGAGAAUGGCACAAAUAAUCAUUUUAUUGCUGGCGUGAGGACAGUAUUGAUUGAAGGACUUUAUAAUUAUAGUUAUGGAAUGCCCGCUGUUAGCUAUCUCGUGAUGUACGUGUGUCGCGUACGUGUCGCGUACGUGUCGCGCCCGGCCCAGCCCCAUGUGUAAUAUUGCACUCAGAAAGUCAUGUACUGCUCUAUAUUGUCUCGUUGUGUGGUGCGCCGGCUGAUAGUCAAAAGAUUGUAAUGGUUUGCCAAGAGAAGUUACCUACAAGUUGUGUUUAGUUAGCGAUGCAUAACGUGUUUGUACUUUAAUUUGUUUUUUAGUUUUACUCUUGGAAAUCAAUGGUUAAUAAAUUAAGAAAAUAAAAUGUAUGUGAAUUAUU
Molecule: messenger RNA, 8606 nt
Organism: Cydia strobilella
Lineage: Eukaryota; Metazoa; Arthropoda; Insecta; Lepidoptera; Tortricidae
Gene: Hr4
Product: hormone receptor 4-like
Exons: 9
Coding region: 567-2813 (748 amino acids)
Biological process (GO): regulation of DNA-templated transcription
Cellular component (GO): chromatin
Molecular function (GO): zinc ion binding; nuclear receptor activity; sequence-specific DNA binding
Source: RefSeq, a predicted model, not a curated record